AUGAUCCGAAUGGACGGACUGAAGGCGGUGGAAAAGAUCGAAGAGAAAGAAGAAGUUCCGAUGACGCCCAAAGAGGAGUUCAUGGAGAAAUACAAAGAUAUUGAGAUGACUCCGGGUCCGUUUUUUUAUUUCUUUAUAUAGAUAACUUUUCGGACAAACUCAAGAAUUUUCAACUGAGUUUUCUUUUAUUUUUUUUGAAUUCAGGAUCCAAAAAAUUUUGGAACAUUCAAAAAAACGUUUUAUACCAUAUACGGUCCUUUCGUUGUUAUAUGUGAGCAAAGUAGUUAAUUUCUGGAAUUAUUUGUGGUUUCACUAGGAGCUUCUAUGAACUUUCAUCACUAACUUUGAAAAAAAAAACCCUGUAACGUGGAUGAAUUUUGGAAAAGUUAAUCUCGGAGUUUUCUAGCAAUAAUCGAAGGCCGGUGCACGGCAAAAGCGACUUCAGCUAUGGAUAGGAUGUUGAGGCGAGAAUCUUUGACGGCUAAACUUUCCGAAGCGAUCGAAAAAAAGAGCGUUGAAGUUGAUGUAAGUUAUGUCUCGAUAAAAAUUCGAACAUUGAACGUCAGCAACCUUAAAAUUCCCAAAAGCGUGAAUGGUAUAAUUGUAUUAUACAAGCUCCGUAGAGAUUCGUAUUUUUUGAGAAAGUCUUCUUGAUUUUUUUUUUGGGAGAUUUAACAAAAAGGCUAUGUGCGUCGCGGUCGCGAUGUGACUCAUUCAAGUUGAAGUUUUGAAUUUAUUUUUUAUCUCAGACGCCCGUAGCUGUUCCGAGAGUCGAAGUCACCAUUAAGACGACGGAGAAAAAUCCAGAAAAGCCUUCUGAAGAAGCGCUGCCAGAAUCUAUUCAAAAAGCACCUUUUGAAGCUUCUGAAGUUGCUUCCACGUCUUCUGAAGCAAUUUCUCGCGUCGUUUCUUCCAUAAAAAUCAACGGAAUUCCCGUCAGCCAAAGUUCAUCCGAACCAACUUCUCCCUCAAAUGCCCCAGUGAAAAUUUCAAUCAAAAGAAGGGAUAGUUCGUUAGAGCGCAAAAACAGCUCGACUUCGAAGAAAAAAGUGAAACCCGAGCUCACCAUCGAUGUCAACGCGAUCAAUGAGAGAAUGAAGCUCGAGGAGUUGGAGGUUUUUGAAGAAAAUGGGAAGAAAAUUGACUUUCCUUUUCUUUUUAGGCUUCGGAAGGCUCUUCGAUGAUGACUCAGAGCGCGAUUGGUGCGUUCUUAUUUUUGAACAUUCAAAUUUGAGAAAUAAAAAUAUGCAGAGAAUGAAAGAAUUGUCUUCUGAAAGUUUUUUAGGCUUUUGGAAAGGUUGGAAUUGAAAUGUUUAAUUUUGAAUUUCAACCUUUCUAAUUUCAAAUUUUGCCUUUGAAGCGAUGCGCCAAACUUCAUAGCCUCUCAAAUUAGCUUUGGAGCGCGAAAAGUGCAGCCACUUAGACUCAAUAGUUCAGCCAUAAACUCGGGAAGCCAAAGUGAUAAAAAAUUGAACGAUCGAGUUGUAGAGAGAAGGUCAGCUGAGCCGCCGACGGCACAGCUCGGCUUUGACGAUGAUCGGAAAGAGCGUGCCAAGUCGGAGGCGGCAGACGACGACAUCAAAGGUUUUCUUCUUUUUUUUUGUUGUUGGAUACUUUUUCUUCGGCCACACACGCACAUGUGUGAUGUGUUCGUGGGUCCUGGAACCUUGUACUAUUAUUUUUACGUUCCUCGCUUUUCGGUUCAUUCGAGCAACUUCUAGGAACUUUAGAGAGUUUUAAAUUGAAGAUCUAAACAAAGUUUUAGCUUUCAUCUUCGUUUAAAAUGUGCAAUUAUGAAUCCUAGUUUGAUUUAGUUGAUUUAUACAAAAAUUAGUGAAAAUUGUAGGGUAAAGUCUGAGCAAAGCACCCAAGGGACCAUUGCUAUGAGUUUAUUGAGACUCUAAAUUCGGACUCUGUUUAAUUUGAAGCAAAAAAUUAUAAGGAUCUUCUACCUAUUAAACGUUAUGAAAGGGCUACUAGAUUAUCAAGGAAGAGCAUUACGAAGAUAUCAUGAGUUGUAGGCUUGAGAUUUAUUUCGAAUUUUUAUAGAUUAUUCAAAGCCCUUUUUUUCUUUUCUUCGUGCUUCUUCUUCAUUUUUUACCUAUGAAAGGUUCUUGAGGUCGGCGGAAGCGACGCGACCCGACACGCACCCUCGAAAACCUGAAGACGUCACUGACUUUGGCCAAGAAGAUGGAAUCUCCUGCAACUGAGCCAGUGAUGCCUUCUGAUGCAUCUGAGAAAAGCAAAGCUAAUGUUGGUAACUUGUCAAACCAGAAGUACAGAUGCUUUGAAUACCGUAACCUUUUGAAAAUCGCUCAUAGAAGCUUAUUAGAAGCUCAUCAUUAUCUUGCUCGGUAGAAGGCUGCGAUCAACAUUUCGGAUUUCACGCAUGCCGCAAUCAUUUUGGAGUCACUGGAACUUGUUUCAGCCUUUUAGAAAUUCCAGAAAGCUUUUAGAUUGAUUAAAAUAGGAAAUAUUCAAAAACAGGGCGCUCUAACCGAUAAUGCACGCUUUAAGAAUGCCCUUAUCAAUUUUUAACGAAUUUCGACUCGUUUCAGGCUCUAAAAGCCUGUCGAAACGCUUGUAGACUGGCUCAAAUGAGCAAUGAAUAAACAGUCGGUGCAACGAAGAACACUUACCACUAUACGUAGGCAUCCAGCAUAUCGUUUUUUUUUUUUGAACAUUUUCAACUGCAAAAUCGAAAAGUUUCGGAUCUUGAGAGGCUUCGGAAAACCGUUUAUAUGAGCACUAUUGAGUAUAAUUACUCCUGUAUAAUUACUCUGCUGGGGUCUUUCAGCGUACCGUACCCCAAUAAAUUAUUUCCAGACUCUCCGCCCACUCAUCGUCCCGCUUCUCCUGGUCACAGAACCUUCCAACCCGAAUACUCCUCUCUGUACGACUCCUGACGCGGCUUCUGUCAGUAUUUGCCUUUGGAACGGACAUCUCAAGAAUGAAGAAGAAGGGGAAGAUGAAGACGUCGACGAGGAAGAAGAAGAAUAUUCGAGCGGAGAAUGGACCGAGGCCGAAGAUGAGGACGAGGAAGAAUGUAUGAAGACGUCUUCAUUUUCAUUCUGAAGUUGAUAAUAUUCAGAUGCGUCGGACUGUGAAUUUUCUGUGUCGCAAACAUUCAGCUUGAAGGAUCAUAUGCCGCUUGGUAGUUUUGAAGCUUUUCUCAUUGUGAAAGGGAAAAUUCAGGAGAUCUUUUCCCGAUCGUUCCGUCGUCUUCGACGAGCUCGGCGAGAGUUUCUGAUUUUGGCGGCGAGACUUUCCUCACGGAAGAAAUGUGAUUUUUAUUUCUUUUUUCAACCUGUCUAUCAGAGCAGAAAGUAGUUUUUCGCGAAAAAGUCACUUUAGCCGCCGCGGUCAUUUUAGUGCAGCUGACUAGAAAUUACUUGCGCGCGACAGCAUCUUGUAGCAUUCGGAGAAUAUUGCUCAGAGUCGGGAGCAGCUUUAGGCAAAGCACCAAAAGACGCGACGCACUUUGUGAUCAAGAUUUUUCAUUCUAAAUGUCGCAAAGUUCUGUCGAUAUCACAGUAUCCACGGAAAAAAAAUGAAGCUACUACUCUGAGAAAAAGAGCUUUUAGAUAUUUCUCUGUAAAUUAAAAAAAAAAAUCAUGAGAAACGGUUUGGGAAUAUAUGAUCCUUAUGUACUCUAGAUUAACCGGAAAAUGAUUCAUUCAAGGAAAGAAGAAAGUCGUGGAAGAGUGGAUAGUUUGUUCGCGAACCCACCGCCGACGUUCACCUGCAGCGUCUCCUACGAUGGUCAGACUUCCUGGGGCUCUGAUGAGGUGCACAGCAUCGAGGACGACGAAGAUGAGGAGGAGUACGAAGACGUCGACGAUUACAAAGGUGCCAAAAUGACAGAAAAAAAAAAGCAGAAAGAUCAACGACAGCUUGAAGAAGCUGUUGCCGUCUGGUCUCUCUGGUAACUGGAUCUCUCAUCCGUUUUUCACAACCGAUCUAGUAGUUUUUUUUAAAACUUUUUGAAAUUAAAUGAAAAGAGAAAAUGUCAAGUAUUCAUUGAUUUUUGCAAUUUUGUUGAUUCUUUUUUGUUGCAGUUUUGCCUAUCGCCAGACCUGGUUCUUCUUCUCUUGGCGCUUACCAGAGUCCGACUUGUUUGACCAGUGAUGAGGUGGUUAUCGAACUAUUUUUCAAGCUAGCUGCAAAGAAAAAGUUGAGAGCUGUUGAAAACAUAAAAAUUUAAUACAGGAAUACGACGGCCAGACGUAUCGGGACAAUGUGGAAGUCGGUUUCACGAUGAAGCUGGUCGAUAAGGCCGCCUUCCGGGAUAGUGACGAAGAAGACGAGGAAUUCAUAUUCUUCCGAGCUUCAGAGUCCUUCCGAAAAGCUUUCUUUCUAUGCACGCGGCCAGUCAUGCGAGUUCAAAAUAACUCAAGUUUUAGGCCAAGUUAAAGGCGCAUGCAGAGAGACAGGCCGCGCGCUUCGAAUGGAAGGGUUCUGCAGCUCGAAGGAUGAUAAAAAGUAUAAGAAGCUGGCUUAUAACGGGCUGAAUCCUUUCAAGUUUUUGCAAAUUAUUUGCACUGAGCUCCUCUUUUUUUUAUAUUCUUGAUACAAAAUUCAAAGUAAUCGGAGGACUAGCUUCAAAGUUUAUCGAAAACGUAAAUUUCUACUCUCUUGGACAAUCUGAAAGUUUUUAAAGUAGAAAUUGGGUUUUUCUCUAAAAUCAAUUUUUUAAAAUCCUCUCUUUCUUUUUUCUAUACGCUAGAACUUUUUCUUGUCCCAAUUUUUUUAAAGUCCUACAUACAUAGGCAAACCUUUCCAAAAGGCUGCGAUCAUCUACUCCUGAGCCUUCCUAGUUUGAAGUCAGUUUUUUUCUCUGAGGUUCAAAUUUGAUAUUAUUUCUUAUUUUACAAAUCUCUUGUACUUCGAACCUCUGUAACGUGAAACGGACGUGUCGUGGAAUUUUCUGAGAAUUUUAAGUAUUUGCUUGAGAGUGCUGACGCCGCUGAAGGCACCACUAGAAAUGCUCAGGUUCUUGUUCUAGAGGUCCAAGAUGUCACACCUUUCUGCCGCAUACACACUCGUGCACAUACGGAGCUCAAGCUCGUUUUUUUUAGUACUCUGACGAAGAAUACUGGGAAGACGAGGAAGAAGAGGAAGAAGAGUACGAGGAUGAAGACGUAUAUGAGGAGUACGAAGAGGAGUACGACGAAGAAGUUGACGAGGAAGUUGAGGAGUUUGACGACGACAGUCAGUUGGUCACUGUCAUGGAAAAAGUUGAUCUCAUUGCUAUUGUAUGAAAAAAAAAAGAUGAUUUUUAGUCACCCUCACCUGUAAGCUUCUCAAUCAGCCACAGUAUUGCUACAGAGGUCGCCGAAUCCGAUUCUGAUGUUGGAUUUUGAACGAAAAACCAAACAUUCAUAUUUUGAUUUUUAGGACGACGCCAUGCACUCAUGUAUGUCACAGCUUGAAGAUCUACCCGUCAGAGUUUGAAAAGAAAAAGUAAUUUCAGGAGAAAAUUCGAAAAUUAAGGUCCAUAAAACGUUGAUUCCGCACAUGCUGGACCCCGUAGAAGAGCACGUCGAAGAGGCGAUGGUUGGCGAGUUGCCAGACGAGGAGUUAUUGGCCCUGGACGUCAUGGAUGUCGAGAAUGACAUGGUAGAGUGGCUAGAAGGCUUGGUGAUGAGAAGAUGGUUACGCGUUCGGAUCCGGGAUACAGUUUUGCUGGAAAAAAGCGACAAGAUUUAGUUUUAUAAGUUAAGAAUCUGGGGGUUUUUUUGUCUUGCUUUGAAAUUCUCUACAGCAUCCCUGAGCCUCUAGUUUUUUCUAGCACCCAUUUGUUAACAUCAACUUAUUCUUUAAAAUUUAUAAUGUUUAUAUUGUAUUCUUGCACCAUUUGGUUCAAAUUCAGGGAACCAAAAGUUUUUAA
Molecule: messenger RNA, 5890 nt
Organism: Caenorhabditis auriculariae
Lineage: Eukaryota; Metazoa; Nematoda; Chromadorea; Rhabditida; Rhabditidae
Source: the annotation of a GenBank genome assembly